This is a messenger RNA of Entelurus aequoreus (snake pipefish), 699 nucleotides long. RefSeq names its product UBX domain protein 10 (gene ubxn10). Lineage: Eukaryota; Metazoa; Chordata; Actinopteri; Syngnathiformes; Syngnathidae. The transcript is spliced from 3 exons. The record is from RefSeq and is a predicted model, not a curated record. Bases 222 to 695 code for a protein of 157 amino acids.
CAGCAACAAAACAAGGACUACUUACCCUGAAAGCAGAGCCUAGCCGAUGCUUGCCGCCAAACACACGGAUGAAGUCCUGCGUCGCGCCGUUGAUCGCUGGAAUGCAGGUUGGACACCGGAGGGCGCCACGGUGUAAAGGCCAGGCGGUUGUCAUGGCAACAAAGCUGCCAUGGUAACAGCAGUAACAGCGGACGAAAGCACUUCCUGUCCACAUCCUUGCCAUGGAUCUAAGCAGACCCGAGUCCAAAACGGGUUCCAGCCUUGACCCGGGGACCGCCCGUGUGCCGCCGGCGUCCGCCAAGACCACCGCAGACCUCCAAGGCAGUUGCCCUCCCCCUCACGCCCCGGACCUGAACAAGUACAAGGUCCUCCCCGCCAUCCCCAGGGGCCGCUCCGGGACUCGGAGUCCGCCUCCCCAGGAGGAAGUGAGGGCGGAGUCCUGGUGUGACGGCGGCACCUUGCUGCUCGCCGUCAGUGCGCCGUGCGGCGGGAGCUUCGAGCAGCACUUUGAGCCCUCCGACCCCCUGCGGGUGGUGAGGGACAGCGCCGAGGUCAGGUUCGGGACCCGCUACGGCGAGGUUUCCAUAGCAACCAUGGACGUGCCUCGCAGGAGCUUCAGAGACUUGGAGCGGACUCUGGUCCAGUGCGGAGUCCACGACAGAUCAGUACUGUGCAUCUUUUUAAGUCAACAAUAGUCAA